Phyllotreta striolata is the source of this 2655-nucleotide messenger RNA. The record is from the annotation of a GenBank genome assembly. Lineage: Eukaryota; Metazoa; Arthropoda; Insecta; Coleoptera; Chrysomelidae.
AUGGGCUCCGCGGUACUACCGAUGCAGCGGUUCCUACCAGCCGCAUACGACGACGGCAUUCAAAGCAUCAGGAAAUCCGCAGGCCACUCCAAACUACCAUCGGCGCGAGAAAUUAGCGCAAAAAUCCAUCGAGAUAAAGACCAAGAGCUCCACGCGGUGACGCUCAUGUUUAUGCAAUGGGGUCAAUUUAUCGAUCACGACGUCACGUCGGUAGUCAAAACGAGAGGUUUCAAUGGAACGGUGCCCAGGUGUUGCGAUUUAAUCGGAAGGCGAGCGCUGCCCGAAGAACUAUCACAUCCGGCUUGCCUGCCGAUUGAAGUGCCGGAGAACGAUCGGUUUUUCGAAAAAUCCGGCGUUCGCUGCAUGGAAUUCACGCGAAGCGCUCCCACCGCGAACUUCAAUUGCCAUUUGGGCUGGAGAGAGCAAAUCAACCAGGUAACUUCAUUCCUAGACGCCUCGAUGAUUUACGGAAGCGACGCGGAGACCGCGGAGGCGAUCAGAACGUUCAGAAAUGGGAACAUUAUUUACGGAAGGCUCCGUCGUGGUGGUGAGCUGAUGCCUCCAGAUCCACCGGGAGGCGAGCUGUGUAAAGCUGGAGCUUUGACUGUGGAUUGUUUGCAACCUGGUGAUGGUAGAUUGGCCGAGCAACCUGGUCUUACCUCAUUGCAUAUUGUCUGGGUGAGGUAUCACAAUCGAAUCUCCAGCGAUCUUGCUAGAUUGAAUCUCCAUUGGAGCGAUGAAAAGAUCUUCCAGGAAACCCGAAAAAUCGUUUAUUCGCUGAUCCAGCACGUGACAUACAGGGAAUUUCUGCCUAUUUUACUCGGCCCCGAUGUUAUCCGAUUAUUCGACUUAGAGUUACUACCGAAGGGUUAUUACAAAGGCUACAACUCCACCAUCGAUCCUACAAUUGCUAACGCAUUCAGCUCGGCUGCCUACAGAUUCGGGCACAGCAUGGUCCAGAACUCUUUCAUCAGAACCGACCACAAACACCGACUAAUCUUCAACAAUGUGUCCCUUCACGAUGAACUCGCCAAUCCGGAGAACAUCUGGAGCUUCGGGCUGGAUCUGAUCGCUAUCAACAUCCAGCGCGGCAGAGACCACGGCAUUCCAGCGUACUCAGCCUGGAGGGAGCCCUGCGGAUUGGCUCCGCUGAGAAACUGGAAGGAUUUGGAGAAGGUGUUCAAUUUGGAUACUUUGAGGCGGUUUAGGAAGGUGUAUCGGCACGUGGAUGAUAUUGAUUUGUUCAGUGGUGGUUUGGCCGAGAAGCCUAUUAGAGGUGCUGUUGUUGGGCCGACUUUUGCUUGCAUUAUAGCGCAGCAGUUUAGUAAUCUUAGAAGAGGCGAUAGGUUUUGGUACGAAAAUGCGGAUCCAUCAUCUUCAUUCACUCCCGCUCAGCUACAGCAGAUAAGGAAAAUCACGUUUUCUUCGGUGUUGUGCCACACAAUGGAUGAGAUUCAGACGAUACAGCCGUUUGCGUUUAUAAAAUCCGAUGAUGGUGGUAAUAGGAGAGUUUCUUGUAAUGAUAGAGUGUUGAGGAAUUUGGACUUGACCGCUUGGAUUGAAACUGAUUUAAACGCGAUAAAAAACAGGGCGAUUUCGAGGCAAGCUGUUGAUCCUCUGGAUGAUUCUUCCGGUAACAGAAAGCGACUGACCAAACUAAAAUAUCGUCGCAAGAAGAAACCGAACGUAGUGCGCACUACUAACAAACCGCAAGAUGCAAUAAAAAACAAUAUUAACCACGAUAAUCACAGCCCUUUAGAAGUCAACAUAAAAAUACAAUACUUCCCGACGAAAACCAAUCGGCCGGCUUCCAGCGAUGCUACACAGAAAAUACCACCAAACGCAAUGAACUACCAAGAAGACAAUUCCGCUAAUUACCCGAUAGUAAUUCAAACUAACGCGAAGCCCCAGUUUCCGAACAACAGGCCUACUGGUCACAUCGAUUACAACAAUCCUUACGAUUAUUAUCGGCCCACGCAAAUGAUGAAUCGACCUACUGCUGAAGUUUACGACACUCCGAUUUACCGACCAGCGGGUUCCAGCGACUACGACGAAAUCGUGUUCGAAGACAAACCGUUCAGCAGCAGCUCGAACAAACCCUACAAGCCCAUCACCGAUCAUUUUCUCUACGAGCAAGUUUACACCACGAAAAAACCGAUCUACCACCAACAAGACGCUCCUAACUACAAUUUAUAUCAUAAUUAUAAUGAGCAAGUUUCCAACAAAUUCAACGUUCCUAACGUGAUAUACUCGACCGGGGUCGUGCAUAGGGUCGAAGGGAUUGGUAUUAACGAUAAAUUAGACUUCAAGUCUAGGUUGGUGAACAGGAAUACAGCGAAGAAAGACGAGGAUAAGUUCGUGAAGAUUUCCUCAAUUAAAUCGCAUGCUGUUGUAUCGGCAUCGUCCAGUUCGGCUGUGAUUAACGCUGUACUGCAGAGAGAAGGCGAUGGGGAUAUUGUAGAAGUUGCUGAAGAUGGUGUUAGAAACGGAGAGCUGUUAAGAUUGGUCGAGUUGGAUGUAUCGCCUGGUGAUGUAGGUAACUGGUUAUACGUUGACGAAAAAGAAAAUCUACCAUCGAACAUACUGAUGCCCAAUAUGGAUUUUAAAGUACGAACCAGCGAUGAAAUUCCACGACCACUUAUCAACAAAUUCUAA